AUGUCUAGCUACAUGCCACUGGAACUCAUAACCAAAAUUCUCUCCAAACUAGACAUUCAAACUCUCCUACGUUGUAGGUCAGUGUCAAAGCAAUGGUGUUCUUUGAUAGACGGCAAUGAUUUCAUGAAAACCCACAUGAACCAGUCUAUCAAAACCAACACAAACAACACCCUUUUUAUCAUAUACGAAGAUGGUCACCUUGAUUUAGUUGAUUUUGACACCCUUUGUCGUGGUAACAACCCCAUCUUCCUGCAAGGCCAUCCAAUUACGAGACUACGAAAACCAAUUGACCUUUUCAUUGGUUCUUGUAAUGGUUUACUAUCUUUAGCUGAAGAAGAUGGUGGCAUUCUUAUCUGUAAUCCAUCGCUACAGAAAUAUAAACAUAUACCGCCUUUUUUUCCUUACACGUUUAACACUAUUCUAAUGUUUUCCUCCAAUGGAGAAAUGGUUUUUGGGAGGGGAUAUGGGUUUGGCUAUGAUGCAGCUUCUAAUGACUAUGAGGUUGUUAGAAUCGUGCAGUUUCUUAAACCUGACGCUCAGUGGAAAGAAUCUGAAAUGACAAUUUAUAGUGCAAUGAAACAUUUGUCUUGGGUUAUUAAAAUGCCUUAUCUUGUGCUGGCUAAAAAUGCUAUGGGUGUUUAUCUUUGGGGAGCAUUGCAUUGGAUUGUUAGUAGGUUUGAUAAUUUAACUGGUACUCAAGUAAUUGUAGGUUUUGAUCUUGGAGUUGAUGAGUUCCGAGAGGUGCCGCCGCCUGAUUAUGGGGAUAAUGUGACUAGUUUGGAUGUUGGUGUAUUGGGUGGUUGCUUGUGUGCGUUUGCUAAAUUUGAAGGUGUUGGAGUUGAUGUUUGGGUUAUGAAAGAAUAUGGAGUUAAGGAGUCUUGGAGUAAGGUGUUUUUGAUUUCGAGUAGUAUUCUGUGUUAUAACUCUGUGAGGCCUUUGGGUUAUUCGAACGAAGGUGGGAUGGUUUUGUUGGAAUUAGAUAGGGAAAGGCUUCUUUGGUAUGAAAUAGAGAAGAAAAGAGUUGUUGAUUUUGUGACUGAAGGAUGGAAGCUGGAUGACUUUGAUGCAAUUUUAUGUUUGAAUAGCCUUUUUGUACCUAUGCAUGAACAUCCACCAACGAAGAAAAGGAAGAUGGUGAAGAACAGAGACACAAUUAAGAUAUUUGAAACAAUAAAGAUACAUAUUGGACUUGUUAACCUCAUUCAAUUAGAGAUAGAGAUAGCCUCGCAAAGCAAAGUGUUGAAGCUUGAAAGGCAAGUGAAUUACUCCCUUGGCUAUGAGCUCUUGCUUCUUGGAUCUGUGCCGCUAUAG
Messenger RNA from Dovyalis caffra, 1311 nucleotides. The record is from the annotation of a GenBank genome assembly. NCBI's taxonomy places the organism in Eukaryota, Viridiplantae, Streptophyta, Magnoliopsida, Malpighiales, Salicaceae.